Molecule: messenger RNA, 1089 nt
Organism: Knipowitschia caucasica
Lineage: Eukaryota; Metazoa; Chordata; Actinopteri; Gobiiformes; Gobiidae
Source: the annotation of a GenBank genome assembly
AUGGAACAUUUCCAGUUGGGUGAUGUCACAGACACUACUGACAGAGUUGUGCCAGACCAUGUUCGACAGGGCACUGAAGAGCAGAGAAGGACCUGGCUACAUGACUCCAUGGCUGAGGUUGCGGACAAAUUCCUGACCUUCACAAACACUUUUGACCUGUCAGCUGCAGUGACUGAUGCUGCCCAACGCACUGGCAAGGAGAAGCUUCCUUGUCGUCAGCCUGGUUGCCCAAGAGUAUUCUGGAAUAGCAAGGGUGGCAAAGGCAUGAACAUACCCCUGGAUCUCCAUCUGGAACACCUGAACAACUUCCUUAAGUCGUAUUUGAGGAAUAAAGGCAGCAACCUGACAGAGGACACGGCUACCAGGACGUCAGCCUUCACUGCAGACGUCAAGUAUCACCGCAGACGUCAGGUAUCACUGCAGACGUCAAGUAUCACUGUAGACGUCAAGUAUCACCGCAGACGUCAAGUAUCACCGCAGACGUCAGCCUUCAAUGCAGACGUCAGACGUCAGGUAUCACUGCAGACGUCAGGUAUCACUGCAGACGUCAGGUAUCACUGCAGACGUCAGGUAUCACUGCAGACGUCAGGUAUCACUGCAGACGUCAGGUAUCACUGUAGACGUCAGGUAUCACUGCAGACGUCAGGUAUCACUGCAGACGUCAGGUAUCACUGCAGACGUCAGGUAUCACUGCAGACGUCAGGUAUCACUGUAGACGUCAGGUAUCACUGUAGACGUCAGGUAUCACUGCAGACGUCAGGUAUCACUGUAGACGUCAGGUAUCACUGCAGACGUCAGCCUUCAAUGCAGACGUCAGGUAUCACUGCAGACGUCAGGUAUCACUGUAGACGUCAAGUAUCACCGCAGACGUCAGCCUUCAAUGCAGACGUCAGGUAUCACUGCAGACGUCAGGUAUCACUGCAGACGUCAGGUAUCACUGCAGACGUCAGGUAUCACUGUAGACGUCAGGUAUCACUGCAGACGUCAGCCUUCAAUGCAGACGUCAGGUAUCACUGCAGACGUCAGGUAUCACUGCAGACGUCAGGUAUCACUGCAGAUGUCAGGUAUCACGGCCGACGUCAGGUAUAA